Messenger RNA from Physcomitrium patens, 1257 nucleotides. RefSeq lists its product as uncharacterized. Lineage: Eukaryota; Viridiplantae; Streptophyta; Bryopsida; Funariales; Funariaceae. The record is from RefSeq and is a predicted model, not a curated record. Gene Ontology annotation, biological process: intracellular protein transport. Gene Ontology annotation, cellular component: Sec61 translocon complex.
AGUCAUCGCGGCCUACUUCUGCAGCCUGAAGUUACUCUGCAAACCCUCACCCGGUGGUUCUGUUUCCUCAUAGAAGAUCUGCGUUAGCUCUCUCGCUGUCCUCCUGAAAGGGCCGCAAUCGUCUCCUUUCGUCUCACGUCUCGCACUUUCCCCAUACUUUUUUUGCGGCGUCUGAUCCAAUUUCUAGGAUCUCGGGUGUUUUUUGGUAUUUGAGGUGCCGAGUGAACAAAGAGGGACGCUAUGGCGAAAGGGUCGCAGAGCCAGGCGUCCACGACGGCGUCGUCAGCUAGAGGGUCCGCCUCGGGUGGACCCAUUCCGAGAACUUCUUCCGCUGGAGCUCCUCCCAAGGGUACAGGCGGAUCAGGGUUGAGGAGGAGGCGAACCACGUCCACCGGCAGUGGUGGUGGUGGUGGUGGCUCCAUGAGGAGUGGAAACAGCAACAUGUUGCGUUUCUACACGGAUGACGCUCCUGGCUUGAAGAUCACCCCGACUGUGGUGCUUGUAAUGAGUCUCUGCUUCAUCGGGUUCGUGACUUGCCUUCACGUGGUUGGGAAGCUUUACAAUUACCGGACGAAGGCGUGAGUCAUGAGCCAGGUGAAGUCCGAGAUUGUCCUUCGUUUUUACACGGCAUUUUCUUUUUCUUUUUCUUUUACAAAUGACUGUUAUAAUUCAGAUGGAGUUUUAGUUUCUUGCUUUAUAGUUUUGCAGAGAAUUUCAAUACAAACUGUACCCAGAGACCUAUGGAUGCGAAUCAGAAGUAUGUCCGUCUCAAGUGCUGUGCAGUAAAAAGCGUUGAAGCAUACAUACAUUGUACAACAUUUCAGAAACUACGUUUGGAGUUCUUUCGGCGGGAUUAAUCUGCGGUUUGCUUAUGCUUUCAUUACUGAUUUAGGCAUCAUGAGUUUUGCAGAUUUGCUUGCUGGGUCACUUUAGGGUUGAAGGUUGUUGUGAACCUUUGGGUACUUCGUUGUUCAACUAUUGCAUUAGUGGUAUAGAGAAGUAUAGUUUACGUGUUUUAGUGGUGAAUGCAAGGUCUCUCUGCACGGAAUGUUUGUGUGCUUGGAGUCACCUUUGGGUUUUCAGGGUUUCAAUUUUGAAUACUGUUUUCAAUCUUAAGUUCUACAAAUCCAAGUAGUUCUUUUCAAGGUAGAAUUGGUGAGUGUUCAAAUCGGAUCCACCCGAUUUUGGAAAUAGUCACAAGAUGUCUUCUUUGAAUAGCCUAUGAAACAAAAAAUGAGUCUAGGUUUGUUGUGUGUA